UAACUCAGCGGGUCAGGCAGCAUCUGUGGAGAACAUGGAUAGGUGAAGUUUCACAGAGUGCUGGAGUAACUCAGCGGGUCAGGCAGCAUCUGUGGAGGUGACGUUUCUGGUCGAAACCCUUCAUUAAAACCCUCUUGUGUCUGCGCAGAUGACAUACAGGAGAGGCGAGGUUCGGGACAUCACUGAUAUGUUGAUGAGAAAUCUCUGGGAUGAAGAUGAGGGUGGAGUGGACGUGGGAGAGGUGACAGAGGAACAUCUACACAUGGUCAUCGUGGACCUCUUCGUCGGAGGCACCGAGACCACGUCCUCCACUCUGGGCUGGGCCAUCGCCUACCUGGUCCAUUGGCCCGAGGUCCAGGACCGCAUUUACACGGAGCUGAGCUCGGCCACGGGAGGGGAGCGCUAUCCCACCUACACCGACCGGGACAAGAUGCCGCUCCUGACGGCCACCAUCGCCGAGAUCCUGCGGCUCCGGCCCGUGGUACCCCUGUCGCUGAUGCACCGGGCCACCUGUCACACCAGCGUUGCAGGUUACUUUGUUCGAAGCGGGACCCAUGUCAUCACCAAUCUGUACGGAGCUAACCAGGACGAGACCAAAUGGACCGACCCCACCCGGUUCAAACCAGAGCGUUUCCUGGGCACCGCCGCCGCAGAGAGGACAAUGCAGAACGUCGUCUCCUUCGGAAUGGGAGCCCGGUCUUGUCUGGGCGAACCCAUUGCUCGUGUGGAGCUCUUCCUGUUCCUGGCGUAUCUCCUGAGGGACUUCAAGUUCCUGCCGGACACAGCGGGCGAGAUGCCGGACCUACUGAGCAUGGAGGGAGUCCUCAUGAAGGUCAAGCCCUAUCGAGUGAGAGUGGUUGCAAGGGCAGGUCUCCAGCCCAGCUAGA
This is a messenger RNA of Leucoraja erinaceus (little skate), 887 nucleotides long. Its product is annotated as steroid 21-hydroxylase-like. Gene Ontology annotation, molecular function: oxidoreductase activity, acting on paired donors, with incorporation or reduction of molecular oxygen; monooxygenase activity; heme binding. Bases 149 to 886 code for a protein of 245 amino acids. NCBI's taxonomy places the organism in Eukaryota, Metazoa, Chordata, Chondrichthyes, Rajiformes, Rajidae. The record is from RefSeq and is a predicted model, not a curated record. The transcript is spliced from 4 exons.